AUUUUUGUAGAUAUUAACUUGUUUUUCGCUGUUGAUUUUCAGUCUUUUCGAGGCAUUCGAAAGGCACAAGUACUCCUGCUGAAUAAGACAAAUUAAAAAUGAAGCUUUUUUCCAUUGUUUUCUUCAUUUUUUCCAUACUUGGCUGUGUUUCAGCUUUGAAAAACCCUGUCUGCGGAGUUAAAUAUCGAGGAGUUGGCCUAUGUAAAAUGUUAAUCACGAAAAUAGUUUAUAUACCCACUGAAAACAAAUGCAAAACGGUGCACAUUAGUGGAUGUUCGGCCGAAGGAACUUUCUUCAAAAGCAUCAAGGAGUGUGAAGCUAAAUGCAAGGAAUAUUAAAUUAAGAUUUUAGGAAUUUAAAAAAGUGUUUCAAAAUAUAAAUAGCCGCGAUUACUAUAGUAAUAUUAAUACCACGUAUAAUUGUUUUAGUUGCGGUUUCUUUUGUAUAUAUUUAAUUGUUUUGAGAUGUUAUCUUUCAGUUUUCAGAAGCAUUUUAAGAAUAAACAAGUGUUAAUUUUAUUCUGACACAAAAAAAGAAUGUGUGCUUCAGUUAC
Molecule: messenger RNA, 553 nt
Organism: Drosophila melanogaster (fruit fly)
Lineage: Eukaryota; Metazoa; Arthropoda; Insecta; Diptera; Drosophilidae
Exons: 2
Coding region: 99-338 (79 amino acids)
Molecular function (GO): serine-type endopeptidase inhibitor activity
Source: RefSeq, marked reviewed